Neurospora crassa OR74A is the source of this 513-nucleotide messenger RNA. RefSeq lists its product as hypothetical. The record is from RefSeq and is a predicted model, not a curated record. The coding region runs from base 1 to 513 and encodes 170 amino acids. The transcript has 2 exons. NCBI's taxonomy places the organism in Eukaryota, Fungi, Ascomycota, Sordariomycetes, Sordariales, Sordariaceae.
AUGGCCCAUGCAAACUUUGAGUCUCCUUCACCCAAGUCGGCCAGCAGUGUCAAGAGAGGUUUGAGUCCAGAAGACCAACAAGACCACAAUCCGCCCAAAAGACUACAGAGCACCGGAGCCAACGACAGUGACAACGAGCGAAGUUCUAAUGGCGACUAUAUAAGCGGCGACAAGAAAUCACCCACUCCGAUCAACGAAUAUAACUCACCCGAGCCACGACAGCCUUCUGCAUCGGCGAAAACACUCCCUGGCUUCGAGGCCAGCCACCAUCCGAGGUACAGCGAGAGCAACGUGCCACCCCUAGGACGCAUUGGCGAUACCAUUGUCGACACCAUCGAAGGCGACCUGAAUGAAAUCAGUUCCGAAUAUCUCGAGCCUACUACAGAUGGGCAUCAUACCUCUUCUACACCUCCAACACAAAGAUCCCGGGAAUUGACCGUAGAGGACAACAAAAACGCCUCUACCUUGCCCUAUGCGGCUUCAUUUCCCUCGCCCUUGCUGAGUCAGCUUUAG